Molecule: messenger RNA, 4057 nt
Organism: Triplophysa dalaica
Lineage: Eukaryota; Metazoa; Chordata; Actinopteri; Cypriniformes; Nemacheilidae
Gene: sema3fa
Product: sema domain, immunoglobulin domain (Ig), short basic domain, secreted, (semaphorin) 3Fa
Exons: 19
Coding region: 309-2705 (798 amino acids)
Biological process (GO): semaphorin-plexin signaling pathway; neural crest cell migration; axon guidance
Molecular function (GO): chemorepellent activity; semaphorin receptor binding
Source: RefSeq, a predicted model, not a curated record
CAGACUCCUUCAGUGGCAGACGAGCAUUGGACCUGAUGAGAGCGGACACGCUUGGACGAAACACAAGGGGAGCGUUUAAAAACUCCUGUCGAGGGGUGUACGAGCAAGGAAUCGUUGUCGAAAGCAGGAAAAUAAGGAGCGAGUACUUUUUGGACACUUGUAUGCAGUGACGGACGAUUUACUUUUUGCCUUUCUUGAUGCGCGUGCGUUUGUUUGAGGAUUGCAAAUGAUUUGGACGUUGGGACGCAUAGGAUCGGACGUGUUGUAGGACUGAAUAAAUCUCUAGUGGGUCUUUGGAUAAAGCAACCAUGCAGGGAGCCAGGACUUUGGUACUGGGGACCCUUCUGGCCUCUGUGUUCUCAGCUGUCUCGGUCCACGGCAACCUUUUGUCUUCACUGCCACCCGCCUCUGUUCCACGAGUCUUCCUGUCUUUCAAAGAAUUGAAGUCAACUGGAACCUCCCAUCACUUUGCGUUCCUGCUCAACUCGACAGACUACAGAAUCCUUCGCAUGGACGAGGAUCAUGAUCGCAUGUAUGUGGGGAGCAAAGACUACAUUUUGUCUCUAGACCUGAACGACAUCAACAAAGAGCCCCUCAUAAUUCACUGGCCCGUCGUUCCUCAGAGAAGAACCGAGUGUGUCCUCUCAGGAAAGGACAUUAAUGGUGAAUGCGGGAAUUUCAUCCGUCUCAUCGAACCGUGGAACAGAACACACCUGUACGUGUGUGGAACGGGAGCUUACAACCCCAUCUGUACCUACGUGGACCGAGGGCAAAGGUCACAGGCCAUGCUCGAAGAUCAGCUGCCUCUUGCGGGAGGCCGAACCAGUCGAGCAGCAGACCCUAGCGCUUCACCAGAGCCAUUCGCACCCAAGGAAUACAUUUUCCGUCUGGAACCUGGUAAAGUCGAUUCUGGGAAAGGAAAAUGCCCCUACGACCCUAAACUAAACAGCGUCUCGUCUUUGAUAAAUGGCCAGCUGUACGCCGGAGUCUACAUCGAUUUUAUGGGAACAGACUCUGCCAUAUUUCGCACGUUGGGCAAACACACUGCCAUGAGGACUGACCAGUACAACUCCCGCUGGCUUCAUGAUCCAACGUUCGUCCAUGCCCAGCUCAUUCCUGACAGCGCAGAGAAAAACGAUGACAAGCUGUAUUUCUUCUUCCGUGAGAAAGCGUCAGAGAUGGGUCAGACUCCCAUGGCCCAGUCCCGGAUCGGUAGAAUCUGUCUGAACGAUGAUGGAGGACACUGCUGUCUGGUGAAUAAGUGGAGCACCUUCUUGAAGGCUCGGCUCAUCUGCUCCGUGACGGGCUCAGAUGGAAUCGAGACACAUUUCGAUGAGCUUCGUGACGUGUACAUCCAGAAGACCCAUGACACCAAGAAUCCCACCAUCUACGGCGUCUUCUCCGUGUCUGGGUCUGUAUUUAAGGGUUCAGCAGUAUGUGUGUAUUCAAUGGGUGAUGUGCGUAUGGUCUUCAAUGGCCCUUUUGCUCAUAAAGAAGGACCUAACUACCAAUGGGUGGCAUACCAGGGUAAAAUUCCUUACCCCCGACCUGGAACAUGUCCAGGAGGGACAUUCACACCCAACAUGAAAUCUACUAAGGAUUACCCAGAUGAGGUUAUCAACUUCAUGCGCAACCAUCCCACUAUGUUCAACUCCGUUUACCCAGUCCACAAGCGCCCCCUGGUGGUCCGCACCAACGUGGAUUAUGAGUUUACCACCAUCACUGUAGACCAAGUGGCUGCAGCAGACGGAAACUAUGAAGUUCUGUUCUUGGGAACAGAUCGAGGUACAGUUCAGAAGGUUAUUGUUUUACCCAGAGAUGAUCUUCAGACUGAAGAGCUGGUGCUGGAGGAGGUGGAGGUCUUUAGAGUUCCUACUUCAAUAACUACGAUGAAAAUUUCACCAAAAAGACAACAGCUUUAUGUGAGUUCGGCGGUGGGCGUUACACAUCUGGCCCUGCACAGGUGUGAUGUGUAUGGAGAGGCCUGUGCUGACUGCUGCUUGGCCAGAGACCCUUACUGUGCCUGGGAUGGCAAGUCCUGUUCUCGCUACUCCGCAAACCAAAAAAGGCGGAGUCGAAGACAAGAUGUAAAGUAUGGAAAUCCCAUCAGACAAUGCAGAGGCUACAAUUCCAAUGCCAAUAAGAACACAUUGGAGACGGUGCAGUAUGGAGUCGAAGCGAGCACAGCCUUCCUGGAGUGCCAGGCCAGAUCUCCUCAUGUGUCAAUCAAAUGGCAUUUUCAGAAAGAGAACAGUGACAGGAGAAGAGAGAUCCGAUCCGACGGACGUGUAGUUCGCACAGACCAGGGUCUCCUCCUGCGCUCUCUUCAGCUCUCUGACGGAGGAGUUUACCAAUGCACCUCCACAGAGAAAAACUUCAAACACAUGCUGGUCAGACUGCAGCUGGUGGUUCUCUCCGCCCGCACCGUCAACACCAUCCAGACGGAAACCACCGUCCCCGCCGUCCCGCCUCUCCAGUCCAGCGCCUGGACGCCCAGCGCUGAGCAGUACAAAGAUCUUCUGACCAUCUUGAGCCAGCCUGAGAUGGGUCUCAUCAAUCAGUACUGCCAGGACUAUUGGCAGAUGGGGGACGACCCCACGGCUCACACCCACAAGAAGAAAGACCUCAAGGAGGCAGCGAAGGACCUACGGAAGCCACGAAACAGGAGACACCACCAAGAGCAGGACAGCCUGGCUGAGACAUGAGAGAGUAAUCAUGACAAAAUGUCGCAAAAAUUUGGUUUCCGGCAUACAAGAAUGGAAGUUGACAUUGAGGUACUUUCGCAAAAGGAUUCAACCACAAAUGACUGAUGAGAAAACAAACAAAACAUUUCUGAGAAUAGACAGUAUUUAUUGUAGGCUGUAAAUACUUAGAUUCUGUGGAUAUCUUUGUAUGGAAAUGGAGCGAAAGAAAAAGAGGGAAAAAAACGUUUGUGUAUAGAUCCUGUGCAAAUAUUUUGUUAUCAUUGUACCCUUCCCUUCCGAUGUAUUUAUUACAAUGGGUCAUAACACGCCAUGUUUUCACGUCCUAAGCUUUGGUGUGUGUGUGUAUAUAUAUCACUAACCAGAUAGUUAGUGAGUAUCAACUCUGGACAUUUGAUGGACGGUUGGACUGCCAGUGAUGUUUUGAUACCAGAGCUAUGAUCGGACUGGAAGCUAUUUUGUGGACUCUUGUGUGAGCACAUGUUCACGUUCAACAGAUGUACGGAAACAUUUUGACAUACAUUUGUGCAUCCGAGUAUUACGUGACCUUGAAAAGGAAUGUCAUUGAAAGUUCUUUUAAUCUUCUUCUGAUCUUCCAUAUGUUGCUAUGCUAAUGUGUGUUAAAUAUAAGUCGUUUCUGUAUGUUCAGAUAUUCAGUUGGUUAGCGAAUACAGCUUCUUGUACAGUAUGUACAUCAACACUAUUUUCAUUUGUAAAAUAUGUACUAUUGCACGCACACAGUUUAAAAAAACAAGAACUGGGGUUCAAAACCUCUUCAUCUCUGCAAAUUGGAAUUUGGAGCAGCAUAUGAGAAAUAUUACAUACUGUAUGUAUCUCUCCAGAAUUGAGUUAAAAACACACUAGCAAGGACAUUCAUAGGUGAUCUGGGCCAUGCGUUAAAGAUCUUUAAUCUAUUCUAAAUGUUUGGAGGCUCAUUUGAGUUUGCAUGAAAUGUAUUUGUACUGUACAGAUAUGAAGUCUGGAUAUGUUGCUAUGUAGAUGUCUGUGGAUGGUCUGUGACAAUGAUUUGAGAGAGAUUGAUUUCUAUAGACAAAGGACUUGAGUGACUGAAGCACAAAUAUCUGUAUGAUCCUGUAAACGGACUGUGCGAACUGGCUGUUGUAAUUUUUCUUUCUUUCAUUUGUAAGACAUUUAUCCCUGUGGUUUGUCCAAUUGUUUUGUCUUUUUUAGGAUUCUAAUGUGAAAAAAGAUCCAGAUUAGAUGGUAUGAACAGUUAAUGUUAGAGUAAUGUAUUUUCUAUUUGUUUUCUUUUCCAUCAUUGUCGUUGACUAAUUAAAGUUAUAUAUUUUAUAACAAAUUUAAGUUGAAAAGUUAAGAUUGACCACAAAGUAAUU